AUGGUGCGCAAUCAGACGACAGGUCAGGUACCGACAGGAUGCACAUCGUCAAAAAAGGGCAUGAACAUGUCAUCACAUCAAACAGAUAGCUGUCUUCUUUGCAGAUGGUUGAUGUUCCAUUCAACUAAUUCCUAUAAAAAUCCGUGCUUCGGAGAAAUUACAGUCAUGAAUAGGAAUCCAUAUCCAGUGGCUUGGUAUCUCGAUAUAGUACUGCUUAAGAAUGGCGAUGUAGAGGUAAUUUACCUGAUCUCAUCUGAUGAUUGGCCUCGUGAAGUGGUCGAAUACACUGGUAAACGUCAUAAAAUCGUUGCAGAAUGCCUCAAAAUCCCGGAUUAUAUUCGUCCAAGCAAUAAUUCGGUUUGUCACCUUGCUCGGGCCGCCCGGCUAACGCCAGGCUUCCCUCCUUCUUGUGGGUUCGCCCGGCUACGCCGGGCGCUCCUUCUUCCUCUGAGAAAUUUGCUAUGCGUGAAUAACACUUCGGAUUCUCCUUUUGCUUUGAAAGCUCUACACCCUCAGUAUUAG
Molecule: messenger RNA, 522 nt
Organism: Haemonchus placei
Lineage: Eukaryota; Metazoa; Nematoda; Chromadorea; Rhabditida; Trichostrongylidae
Source: the annotation of a GenBank genome assembly